UCAAAGCCAAAGUUUGUUGGAUUUAAAUUUCUGUCUCAAUUGAAAAUGACCAGAAAACAGUGAACCGAAUUUACUAAAUCAAAAUCUUGUUUUGAAACACUGUGAAGUGGCAACAUGUCGAGUAGAAUCGACAAGUACAAUUUUUACGGCAAAAUACUAAGAAGAUUACUGCUCUUCGCCGGACUCUGGCCAAUCGUCAACGCGAGCGUUUUCUAUCGUCUGGUCCCGUACCUUCACGUGCUCGCUGAGCUCUGGACGACUUUCGCCAUCCUCAAUUUCUGUCGUCAACAUUUGACGAACUUUAAGCUGCUGAUCAAAGGGCUCGGUUUAGUCCUAAGUUUUCUCACCACAAUACUCAAAAUGGUUUGUCUGACGUUUUAUCGCGAUCGGCUGAUCGAGUUACACACGAAUUUAGAAUCAACAUUUUCCGAAGACCUCGACGAUCCUGAGCUUCGACCAAUUUUGCUGUCGCCACUCCUGACCUAUUAUCGACCCUCGUUGGUCCUGUCCAUCGGGGUUUGUCUGCUGUUCGCAAUGUACUGGAUAACACCGAUCUUGCUGAUAAUUGUUCAGGUGGCCCACGGGGCAAGAGUCGUUAAAUAUCUUCUUCCCUUCCCGACUUCGUACCCUUGGUUCAUAGGCCCAACGAACAAAUGGCUCUACUCGGGUUUGUUCAUUUUCGAGGUGUACGCCGGCAUGUUUCUCGCCUUUAUGGCAGCCGCCGUCGACUCCCUCUUCGCUUAUUACAUCUUCAAAAUAACCGGACAGCUUCGAACUUUGUCUCACCGUUUGCGGAAUUUGAAGGCCAAUGAAAACUACCGGAAGGUUAUAAGGGACUGUGUCGCGAGGCAUCAAAUCCUGACGCGAUGUCAAGUGCACCUCGAACGGAUUUAUGGACCAGUGGUCCUUUGGCUCUCCGUUUCAAACGCCAUGGUCAUGUGCGCCAUGAUUUGGCAGGCUACUCACAUCAACCCGAAGAAAGCGAUUAUCGUGGGGGUUUUCAUCAUCAUGAAAGCGAUUCAAACGUUGUUUUAUGGCUGGUUCGGCUCGACCCUGACUACGGAGAACGAGAAAUUUCGCGAUGCCAUAUACGCGACCGACUGGCCAGGCACAGGCAAAAAGUCUCUUAUGACCAGCAUCUUGACUAUGAUCAUAUACAACAAGCCAUUCGUCCUUAAAGCCUGCUCGGUCGCGACCAUAUCCGUCGACAUGUUCGUCGCAGUUUCGAACACCGCUGUUUCGUACUAUUUCAUGCUACGAACUCUCGAAGAACGUAGAGGGCUCGAAUGAUUAAAACGUUUUCCAAAAAAAAAGAACGAAACAAAUGAAUUUGUGCAAUUAUCAAAUGAGGG
Molecule: messenger RNA, 1352 nt
Organism: Venturia canescens
Lineage: Eukaryota; Metazoa; Arthropoda; Insecta; Hymenoptera; Ichneumonidae
Product: odorant receptor Or2-like
Exons: 5
Coding region: 115-1290 (391 amino acids)
Biological process (GO): sensory perception of smell; detection of chemical stimulus involved in sensory perception of smell
Cellular component (GO): plasma membrane
Molecular function (GO): olfactory receptor activity; odorant binding
Source: RefSeq, a predicted model, not a curated record